Alternaria postmessia is the source of this 1905-nucleotide messenger RNA. RefSeq lists its product as uncharacterized. The record is from RefSeq and is a predicted model, not a curated record. The transcript has 5 exons. Lineage: Eukaryota; Fungi; Ascomycota; Dothideomycetes; Pleosporales; Pleosporaceae. Gene Ontology annotation, biological process: regulation of DNA-templated transcription. Gene Ontology annotation, molecular function: DNA-binding transcription factor activity, RNA polymerase II-specific; zinc ion binding. Gene Ontology annotation, cellular component: nucleus. Bases 1 to 1905 code for a protein of 634 amino acids.
AUGUCCGGAGAAUCAGCCGUUAUGCUGCGGAGGAACGGGAAGCUAAGGUCAUGCGAACCAUGUCGCAUUUCGAAAAUCAAGUGCGACCAUGCCACACCGACGUGCUCAAAGUGUCAAGCACGUGGGAUGACAGAGCAUUGCUUCUACCAUCCGAACCCCAUGACUAAGCCUGCUGGUACUCCACGCAAGAAGCCAGAACCACGUCGUCGGAGAUUAGAUGGGCAUGCUUCAUCGUCCAGCCAGGGGAGGCUGACGCCCCUGACACUGAGUCCACCAACAUUGAGGAACGAUGCUGGAUUCGUCCCUUGGCCUACCCCUCCAGAAUCUGCUACGAGAACAACACAAAGCGGACCCGACCCAUCAAGGAACUUCUUUUUGGGUUCCACGAGUUAUGCUGCUGUCUUCACAGAAGAGCAGCCCUUGCCAGAGACAGUGCAUGAACAGCCAUCUGAGAGACUGAGUAUAACUCCUUCGGCGUCGAGUAGAGGUAUGGGACAUCGACACUGCCAAUUUUCGCUUGGAGACACAAUCGUGUCUACUCUCCAACCCUUCUCGUUUUUUGAAAGGUCUCUUGAUAUGUACUUUGCUAUGCACAAGGACCCUGCUCUCGUUGGUCCACUUUUCCUCUCUGCAAUGCCACAGCUGCGUAAAGACGUAGAACAGCUCCACGCUGCUGGUAGUCAGGUAUAUCCUCUAUACGCGGAAAUUACAAGGAACUCCGCUCGACCCAUGAAGAUCCCUUCGGAUAUGCGGCCAUCGGAGUUUCACACGCUCUUCACAGGCAAGAACUUGAGAUGGGACACGUUAGGCUUGAUCCUGGCGAUUGCCGGCUCUAAUGCCCAAUACACAUCACCCAAUGAUCCUCUGUUCACGCUAGAAGACGGCAAGCAAAUGAACAGAGAGGAGUUCAUUGAAGACGUAAUGCACGCAACCAACACAUGCAUCAACAUCUGCGAAACACAUGGCGCCGUGAAUGAGCUCAUGACAUGUCUCAUCUACAUCAACAUGAUGGUAGUUAGUAGUUUUUAUGGAGAUAACCAUCAUGCCACAUGGAGGCGUAUGGGCGACAGUGUUUCUGCUCUCUACGCCGCAGGCAUACAUUGCGAAGCCUGUAAUGGAGAUGGUUCCAACGCAGAACCGUUCUUUAUGCGCGAGUUCAGAAGACGACUCUACGCAGCCAUAUAUCGCUCCGACAAAGCCCUAGCUGUGUUCUAUGGACGACCUCCAAUGAUGGGUUGGAGGUAUAGUGACCGCAAGAUGUUAUUGGACAUUAGCGAUCAGGCUGUGACUUCAGAGGAUCCGGAUGUACUGAAUGCUGAGCUUUCGAAGCUAGACAGCGCAGGCUGGAACACAGAAGGGCAUCUUCACCCUGCGACCUUCGGCAGAAUGAGGUGUCAACUUGCUGUUUUCAAGGAGAGGCUGCUAGAGCAAACUUUGGCAGGUGAGAAGGAUAGUGAUGUGGUGCAGAACGUAGACGAGCUCAACAAGAUGCUUGCACUGGUGCUCGAGGAAGUCCUCAAUUACGUGCCUCCAACGAAUGGCGAGCAAGAACGGGGCGAUGACGCUGCAGCUAUGACUGGAGCGGGGCAAGGCUUCUUCGACAUGCCUAUGAUUGAGGGUUUGGAACCUAUACCAACUGAGAGUGAGGACUUUCUAAAUUGGCUGGACAAUGCAACGUGGAACAAUACGAAACGCGGUACAUACUACAGAACGCCAGGCGCCUACAUAUACACGAAGCUGGAUCCGAUACUGAAAAAGCCUUCCAUGGCUUCUUCGAUGCUCCAGACGUAUGCUAUAAGCACACGCAAUGCCCGAUGUGUGGAACUUGACAACCAUUAUCUCGAUAACCCCGAUAACAUCUCUCUCUCUCUCUCUCUCUCUCCCCAAUACCAACAGCUGAUCUAA